AUGAGAAAACUGACCGAAUUCAUUAAAAGGCCCAAACCCUGCGAUUAUCGAGAUGCCGUGAAGGUGAACACAACCAAACCGCAAAAAUUAAAGCUUACAUUACCGCUUGAUCUAUCGUUUAUAAUUGAAAAAUAUCAUCCUGGGCUGUCUUUGUCCGCCAAGUUAAGAAAGAAAGACUUUUUUAGACUGACAAGCCGGAACUUUUCGUCGGUUAUUAUUAAACACGUCGAGAAAUACAUGGUGUAUGACGACAAGAGGGAGUUUAAUAUUGAAUUGGCACCUUUUUUAUCGCUAAGAACGCUUAAGAUCGCAGGUUGCUGCUACUUCGACUGCAUUUAUCUCACCAGCACGAUUGACAGACUGAUCAUGGACAGUGUUGAUUAUGUGCGAGGUAGGAACAUGGCAAUAAAUAAAGUUGAGCUGCAUAACAUGAAUUAUAACAUAGUUGGAAAGCUGCUGGGCUCUACAGCUAUACGGGACCUAACACUGGUAAACAUUGAGCUGGACAAUGAUUUUGAGCUUCCUGAGAGUGUGAAUGCACUGCUGAUCAGUAAAUGCGGACUUACCUUGGAAAGGGCCAUGCACAUCGUUCAGACACGCCGGCUAAUUGAUUUUACAUUUUUGGAGGACGGGUUUGAGCUGGAGUGCUUGCAGAACAACACCGUGAAGCAGCCCCUGCUGCGUAUAAAACACUGCAGCAGAGCAUUCUACGAGUUGGACUACACGAGCAUCAGCAAAUUGAAAUUGUAUGACACCAUGUACAUGGAACUGCUUCGUAUAAAUGCGUUAGAAUCCUUUACUUUGAGAGACUUUGUUGGCGAUGCAUCUGUUCUCAAGAUCUUCCUUUCAAACCACCAACUUAAGGAGCUUGAUCUGGAGAAUUCUGCAAUACCACAGACGAUGCUUUACGAUUUUGUAAUUCAAUUCGGAGCUACUCUCCGGCAUUUAAACGUGCAAAAAAUUGAAAUAACAAUGGACUUUCUAUGCUUUUUGAAGAAGAAACUGAGGAAAUGUACAGUUUUGUACGGAAAUGGUAAGAGCAUCAGAAUUGAUUGA
This is a messenger RNA of Vavraia culicis subsp. floridensis, 1056 nucleotides long. RefSeq lists its product as uncharacterized. The record is from RefSeq and is a predicted model, not a curated record. The transcript has a single exon. Lineage: Eukaryota; Fungi; Microsporidia; Pleistophoridae. Bases 1 to 1056 code for a protein of 351 amino acids.